Molecule: messenger RNA, 1230 nt
Organism: Fusarium subglutinans
Lineage: Eukaryota; Fungi; Ascomycota; Sordariomycetes; Hypocreales; Nectriaceae
Exons: 1
Coding region: 1-1230 (409 amino acids)
Source: RefSeq, a predicted model, not a curated record
AUGCCUUCCUUCCAAAAAAUCACCUUCGGAGUCGAGCUGGAACUCAUGACCCCCGUCCCAGACUCCUACCGCAUGUGGCGCUUCAUCUCCCCCUCCGCAGCAGCCCGCUUCAACGUGGCAGACCUCCUCGCGAAGCGAACCUCCCUCCCCAUCGCAGUGCAAUGCUGUCAUCCUUUCGCUGACAGAUGCACUAUCUGCGCUUCAGUCCCCAAGGAGAACCAAUUCGGCGGCGAUUGUGUGGUACAGUUCCCAAACAUACUGUCUUAUGGAGAUGUCGUCCCGGCGCGUUGUUUCAUGUUCAAGUCUGAGUUUCUUGAACUCGUUCAUCCGCUGAGUAAGAAACGGGAUUGGGAUGGUGUGGAGAUAACGACUCCUGUUUUUGGCGCUGGUGAGUUGGACAAUGGACUUGAUACUAUGAAGACUGCUCUGACGAACCUUCGACAGCUGGGUCUUGAAAUCUCUGCUGAUGAUUCAUGCGGUAUGCAUGUCCACGUUGGUGUUGAAACAGGUAUGACCAUUCUUCUCGCCCAAAAGAUCACAACUCUAGUAAUCCUUUUGGAGACCACUCUUCUUCUCCGUCUCGUCGCGCCCCCACGCUGGAAAGGCGCUUUUUCAAUGCCAAUCUGCGAGCACUCAUCUUUAGCAAUGGACAUGGAUCUUCACAAGCCCCUCGAAGACCCUACUCUUCUCAACCAGCAUGUUCCUUGUAUGAGCACCAUGAAACGAGGUAAGUGGAACAACUGGUAUCCUAAACACAUCUACAAGAUGCUCUACGGCGUAUGGGGCAGCACCAUCCUCGCUGAGCUCAGUCUUCGUCUCAAAAAGGCACGUAUGAACCGCUGCGGCUUCGCCCUGUCGUUACGAGGGUAUAAGAUAUGUGAUGGAGAGACUUAUAAGAUAAAUGACGAAGAUACUCUUGAAGGGUCUCCUACGACUGUGGAGUUUCGAUACUCGCAGAUGACGUUUGAUCAUGAGCUUUUACGGAACUGGACGGAGAUUCUUGCGAGGAUUGUUGUGAUUGCGCAGGGUGAUGCGGGUGAGUUUAAGAGUUGUGUGGAGGAUAUUAUCAGCAUUAAUGGGAGGGAUGAUAAAGAUGUUUGGAAGGGGUUGAUGACGGAUGUUCUUGGGCUGGGACAUCGUGUUCCGCAGUGGGAAGAGCGGUUGAAGCGUUUUGAGAGGGGUGAGUAUAUUUCUCAUCUUGAUGAUGAGCUUCUUCUCAAGUCUCUUUGA